Malus domestica (apple) is the source of this 791-nucleotide messenger RNA. Its product is annotated as early nodulin-like protein 15. Gene Ontology annotation, cellular component: plasma membrane. Gene Ontology annotation, molecular function: electron transfer activity. NCBI's taxonomy places the organism in Eukaryota, Viridiplantae, Streptophyta, Magnoliopsida, Rosales, Rosaceae. The record is from RefSeq and is a predicted model, not a curated record.
CUCCAUAGCCACGACUCAAAUUUUCUCUCUCUCCCUCUCUCACUCUCAAAUUCUCCAAAAUCCGACAACACACUUGCAGACACACUCUCUAAUAAUGGCUGGCUUUUCAUCCUCAAAAGCUCUGUCAUACUCCUCUCUUCUCGUGGUCUUUCUCCUCUUCAGCUUCUCGGAAGCCAGAGAGUUCGCCGUCGGCGGCAAGAAUGGCUCAUGGGCAGUCCCCUCCUCUGAAUCCCAAUCCCUCAACAAAUGGGCUGAAAGCACCCGCUUUCGCGUCGGCGACACUCUUGUGUGGAAGUAUGACAGCGCCAAAGACUCAGUGUUGCGAGUGACGAAAGAAGACUACACCAACUGCAAUGCUUCAAAUCCUAUUGAGCAGUACAAGGACGGCGAGACCAAGCUCCACCUCGACCAGCCGGGGCCUUACUACUUCAUCAGCGGAACCAAGGGACACUGCGAGAAAGGGCAGAAGCUGGUCGUGGUUGUUAUGACUCCAAGGAAGCACCUCGGUAUCUCUCCCGCUCCUUCUCCGGCUGGGGAGGUUGACGGUCCUGCUGUUGCUCCUACCAGCGGUGCUACAAGCUUGCAGGGUGGUGGUCUUCUGACUCUGGUGGCAUUGGGAGUUUUUACUCUCUGGUUUUAGAGGAGCGAGGGUGGGGGGUAUAAUUAUUUGUUUAAUUCUUUAAUUUUUUUUCAGAGAGGGGUCUGAGAUAUUAUGUAAUUCUAUUUCGAAUAUCGUAAUAUCAGAUAUAUCAUUUUAUAAAUAGGAAGAUUUUGAACGUGGUUUUUAGUUA